Molecule: messenger RNA, 1974 nt
Organism: Pseudogymnoascus verrucosus
Lineage: Eukaryota; Fungi; Ascomycota; Leotiomycetes; Thelebolales; Thelebolaceae
Exons: 2
Coding region: 528-1826 (432 amino acids)
Biological process (GO): carbohydrate metabolic process
Molecular function (GO): hydrolase activity, hydrolyzing O-glycosyl compounds
Source: RefSeq, a predicted model, not a curated record
GUACCAAGGCGGCUCGUUGGACCUCAUUUGCGCAUCCCCCGUCUACCCCUCAGCUGACUGUCCUAUUACUACUGCGGGAACCCUUAUUUAAAGUCUUGGGGCGCUAGCAAUAUACCCGAUGGAUGCUCUUCCGCUCCACGGUUUGAGGCCCGCAACACCGGCAUGGCGGCGCCACAUUCCCACCUUCCAUGCUUCUUCUAGAAGGCCAAGAGAAGCGGCCAGAACAAACCAAUAGAUUGCUCUGUUCCCUAGCAUUAGCACAAAAGAGGCUACUGCAGGUACCCCGCAUGCAAAUCUCCCCCGCACUGUUUCCAUUGGCGUCGAUUUUAUUAUCACGGCGGUUUAAGGCCCGAAGCCACCGCCUGCGGAAGUCUUGGUAAUGCAUUACAAUAAUAGGAUGGAUUGGCACUGGUUUUCCCGGUACCUAAUAUAUAAACCUCAUUGUUCCCCCUUCUUGGGGAUUCUCGCAACUUCAGCCCUUUAGUCUUUUCACUAUCCUCUGACUCGUCAGCAUCGAUUAAACGACAAUGGUUCGCAACCUCCCCUACGCUGCCCUGCUCUGCAUUGGCCUGGUAGCUGCUCAGACUCCCGGAAAAAUUCCAGAGAAGCACCCCAAGCUAGACACAUGGGAAUGCACCAAGAAACACGGUUGCAAGAAGCAGGAAAGCUACAUUGUUAUCGACCAGGCAUCUCACCCAAAUUAUCAAUUGCACCAGCCUAGCCUCAACUGUGGCAAUUGGGGAAGCGCCCCCAACGCGACGGUCUGCCCUGAUGAGAAGACAUGUGCUAAGAACUGCAUCGUUGAAGGUAUCCCUGAUUAUUCCAAAGUUGGUGUCACUACCAAGGGCGGAAAUCUGUACUUGAAGCAACUGGCCAAGGAUGGCAGCUCGGUAUCCCCAAGAGUCUACCUCCUCGAGAAGAAUCAACAGGAGUAUGAGAUGCUCCAGUUGACGGGCCGCGAAUUCAGCUUCGAUGUUGACACGUCCAAGCUUCCUUGCGGUAUGAAUGGAGCGCUGUACUUAUCGGAGAUGGAUAAGAAGGGAGGCAAGAGCAAGCUCAACCCCGGCGGAGCUGCCUAUGGAUCCGGAUAUUGUGAUGCUCAGUGCUUUACUUUCCCCUUCGUUGAAGGCGUUGGCAACAUCGAAGGCAAGGGUGCUUGCUGUAACGAGAUGGACAUCUGGGAGGCUAACUCCAGAGCAACCUCGAUUGCACCGCAUGUUUGCAAGCACAGCGGGUUGUAUCGAUGCACUGGAGCAGAAUGUGAAUUUAACGGUGAAUGCGACGAGUGGGGAUGCGGUUUCAACCCAUAUGCUCUUGGCAACAAGAACUACUAUGGACCGGGAUUGAAGGUCGAUACCAGACGCCCAUACACUGUUGUGACACAGUUUCCCGCCGUCAAGGGCAAGAUGACAGAGAUCCGUCGCCUGUACGUUCAGGAUGGAAAGGUUAUCCAGAACGCUGUUGUCAACAUUGCCGGACCUCCCGCCCAAAACUUCAUGAAUGACAACUACUGCACCAACAAGCCUGGCUCCGAGCGAUACAUGGAGCUUGGAGGUAUGGGCGCCAUGGGCGGUGCGUUGUCGCGAGGAAUGGUCCUCAUCUUCAGCAUCUGGUGGGACGAGGGCGGAUUCAUGCAAUGGUUGGAUGGCGAGUCAUCCGGUUCCGGACCUUGCGACGCAACUGAGGGAGACCCCAAGAACAUCAUCAAGAUCCAACCUGACCCAGCUGUGACUUUCAGCAACGUCAAAUGGGGCGAGAUUGAUUCUACAUACACCUGCAGCAAGGGUCCGGCAGGGCCAAAGGGCCCAAGGGGAAUCUCCUAUUAGAGCGCCUUUACACGAGUCGUACUUGUUCAAAGUAGUUUUGAAUGAGUACUCGAAUGCUUUUGAUAUUUUGAGCAAGUUGGGGGUAGAACGUAUUUGUCGAGCUCUUUUUGGCCUUGGCAAAGAGGGGUAAGCAAAUAUAGAAUAGAUG